This is a messenger RNA of Xyrichtys novacula (pearly razorfish), 8352 nucleotides long. NCBI's taxonomy places the organism in Eukaryota, Metazoa, Chordata, Actinopteri, Labriformes, Labridae. The record is from the annotation of a GenBank genome assembly.
GACCUCUUAUGACCCGGAAGCUGACGCUAGACCCGAGCUGUUCCAUCGGCGGAGUAAAGAUGGCUGACCAAGGCGCCGCAGAUCCUGGAAAUAACAACAAUAAUAAACCUGAGUCGUCGGAGGGAACGAUUAUAAAGGUCACAGUGAAAACCCCGAAAGACAAAGAAGAAAUCGCCAUCGCAGAGGAUGCCUCUGUCACUCAGGUAUGAGGAUAACUCAGCUGAUGGUGCUCUCACGUCAUGCCCAUAGCUUCAGCUAGCACGCUAGUUAGCCGUGUUAGCAUUCGUCAUACCGCUUGCCGGCUAACAGAUCGUUUGACGAAUUCAACGGGUUGUGUGUAGUGGGAGUAUUACGGCUUGUUAAAACAGAAGUUCGCCGUUAUUGCUGUUGUUGAGGCUCCAAAGGGAGAUAAAACCACCAGAGUACACCACACGGCUAACCGGUUAGCCGGCUAACGGUGAUAGGAGGCUAGUUAGCUAACUCAGAGCCAAACAAGAGUCAGCUGACGAGGUUUCGGUCUCUCUGCGCCCAGGGUUAGAGCCAUAAGCCAAAAGUGGCACAUUACACCAUGGAGACGGCCUUUCAGAGAGGCUAUGACCCUGUAAUUUUCUGUUCACACUGUGAAAAACAGCUUUCUGUUGGUAAAAUGCUGAAGCGUGCUGUCCCUCUAGAACAUUCUCAGAGCUGGUCCUGAGUCAUUCAGGUUUCUAGGGAAUACUACAGAUCCUCAGGACUACUGUAGUCUUGGAGACGUGUUACAAAGACCCUACAGAGCAAUCAGAGUAGCUCAAUGAAACCAGAGAGUCUCAGCUGAGCCUGUUGCUGGUCAGGAUCCUGUCUGUGGUCUCAGGUCCAACUCAGCAGUUUGUCUUUUGGGGGGGUCGACUCACAGAUGUUCAUCCAGGUCCAGGAGGCUACUCUGAUAUUUGUGUGAACAAUUUUCAAUCUUUAAAAUGAUAAACUUUAUUUAUACAGCAUCUGUGCUUUACAAAUGAGAGGUAAAUAAGUGAAACUGAAAGAAAAACGAGGGGAUAUUUAAAAAGGGCAGUCACAGAAACUAAAUGAAGUUAAAUAGAUUUAAAAUAAAUAGUACCAGCUUAGAGAGGUAAAACCAGCAAAUGGUAAAAGAUUGAAAUGAUUAAAAGAUACAAGACUGCCUGAAAGCAGCAUCCAGGGGAUUAAAACAUUCUCAGGUGACAUCUCCUGUAAAAGCACACCUCUGAAAGUGUUUCAAAGUGAGUGCCCGGGUGCCUGAUGGAGGGCUCUGACAGAAAAGUUAAAUUAGUAGACUGAAAUAGUGCUGAAGCUGAAAGCUAAUAUGAACAGUAACAUCCUUUGUUCUGUGUGUUAUUCUGCGAGUGUUCGCUAGUCUACCAUGGGUACCAUCAAACAAUCUGAUAACAAACAUGUCAGUUAAGUGAAACAAAAAAGUGAGAUUCAAGAAAAAGGACAGGGUGGAAAAGAUCGACUUACAAAACUACUGCGUAUUAAAAAUGUAAAAUACCAAAACACAAGUUACUUUACAAGAAAAAUGUCCUCAGGAAGUGAUUUAGCUGGUUUGUUUGUGGACGUAGCACAACCAGCAUGUUAUCUUGAAAAUAUUUCAUUAUUUGUGUUCUUCUUCCCAUCUUAUCUGUGAUAGUAAUCUGUUGGGCUUUUUCAUCAUAAGUGGCUUAAAUAUGAAUCUUUUUAAGUGAAAGACAAAAAGCAGCGAGAGGACUGAUAAGAUUUUCUGUGCUCAUAAUGUGAGAGUAACAAUGGCCUGGCAGAGUUCAAGUGUUUAGACCUCUGCUAAUAGGAUAAGUACACAGGCCUUGCUUAGAAACUGGAAUUUAAGGCCUUACGGUUGCAAAAGACUGGAAGCCUUUCCAAGCAGCUGCACUGAACUGUAACUGCCUCAUUCAUAUUCUGAAUAUAACACUUUAAUUUCCUGUUUCUUUUCCACCCUAUUUUUCCUCUUAUCAUCGCCUCAUUACCUCCUCUUUUUGUCAUCUCUCCCCUUUUUUAGUUUAAAGAAGAGAUCUCAAGGCGGUUUAAAGCCAAACAGGACCAGUUGGUUCUGAUUUUUGCAGGGAAGAUCUUGAAGGAUGGCGACAGCCUCAGCCAACACGGCAUCAAGGACGGCCUGACAGUUCACCUAGUCAUAAAGACAGCACACAAGUAAGGCAUCUCUUGAUUACGCCUUUAGUCUCUGGUUACAUUUGGAGCGGAUAGAGGUGCUAACUUUGUCAUCACAACCACAAUUAUUCCAACAGGGCAGGUGAUGGCGGUAGCACUUCAGCCUCCAGCUCGACCUCCACUCAAGCAGGCAAUACCUCCACUUCUAGUCCAGGUACCAACCCCCCCUCCACAGCUGGCUCCACUGGCACCGCCCCCCCUCCCACACAGACGCCCAACAUACUGAGUGAGUUUCAUUUACAUCCAAACACUCUGUAUUGGUUCAGCACCUUAAAGAUAGCAUGAGUAACCAUCUGGCCUCCCGUAGCUGGCUUCGGUGACCUGGCUGGCCUCGCUGGGAUGGGCAUGGGCUCGGCUAACUUCAUGGAGCUGCAGCAGCAGAUGCAGAGGCAGCUUAUGUCCAACCCAGAGAUGCUUUCUCAAAUUAUGGAGAACCCGCUGGUGCAGAACAUGAUGUCCAACCCAGACCUGAUGAGGCAGAUGAUCAUGGCCAACCCUCAGAUGCAGCAGCUGAUGGAACGCAACCCUGAGAUCUCCCACAUGCUCAACAACCCUGAGCUCAUGAGACAGGUAAAGGCCGUGGACAGGAAUUUAACAGGAUGAUCUGGUUCCAGUUUAGAAUAAACUUAAAUAAAAUUAAUUUAGGAUAGAGUCUUUUCUGUUAUGCGCUGUUUAAAAGCAUGGAAGUAAAAAAAAGUUUGUUUGCAUAACCCUGUUUAAGGCCAAACCAAAACAGUUAAUUUUCAACUGACCUUACAUAACUUUUGUACUGCAGUGGUUUUUAGGAAUAAGAGUACAGUUGGGGAUACGUGAAGAUAUGACAUUACAUCAGGCAGAGAUACUGCUCUUGGCAGUCACCAACUGAUUUGCAUCACUGAGUUCACAGGGUUAAAUAGAACUCUCACUGACUUGGCUCCUCUCCCCAUUUAUCUUCCACCUCAGACCAUGGAGUUGGCCAGGAACCCGGCCAUGAUGCAGGAAAUGAUGCGGAACCAGGACAGAGCCUUGAGCAACUUGGAGAGCAUCCCAGGAGGUUACAACGCUUUGAGGAGGAUGUACACAGAUAUCCAGGAACCCAUGUUCAGCGCUGCUAGAGAACAGGUAACCUUGUUUGUGUACCCUUUGUCAGAACUCCAUUUGAUUCAGUUACCUUUGUCAUACUUGUACUAACCAGUGUUUUGUGAAAAAUUUAUUUUGACGGUUUCUCUAUUUCCAAAUGUGUCCCAUCUCUCUCCCUGUAGUUUGGAAGCAACCCGUUCUCAGCUCUAGGUGGAAACUCUGAGUCUGGUGCUCAGCCGUCCCGAACAGAGAACCGAGAGCCCUUGCCUAAUCCUUGGGGGCCACCAAAUUCUUCUAACCCCUCUGAGAGUGGAGGGGGCACCACGGGGGGCACAAGCACCACUGGGGGCACCAACCCCAGUGUGUCCAACCCUCUGGGCAUCAAUCCGGGCAGUCUGGGUAAUGGUAAGACAGAGCGGGCCAUUGUUCUCUGCACAUUUGCAUGCUGGGUCAUAAGUUUAUAUGAUCAUGUAGAUUACUUGUGUAAAUGCUCAUAAAUGUUCAAAAAUAAACUCCUUCUGUAACUUUCAGGGAUGUUCAACAGCCCGGGCAUGCAGAGUCUACUUCAGCAGAUCUCAGAAAACCCUCAGCUGAUGCAGAACAUGCUGUCUGCUCCUUACAUGCGCAGUAUGAUGCAGUCACUGGCUCAAAACCCAGAAUUGGCCUCACAGGUAAUCUCACAUGUGAAAUCACACUCACUAAAGAAAAAACUGACUGAAGCAAUAAUGUCACACCGUAAAUUCUUGGGAUUUAGAUAAAACAUAAUCAGAAAGUCUUUCUUGCGUAUAUGUUUUUUUUCAACUGUAUAUAUUGAACACUUUGUUGUCAUUAACAGAAGGAUAUAUGCAGGUCUGCUGUGCAUUUGACUAAUAAGGCCAACUAUUUAGUACACAGUCAGAGUGGAUUGUCUGUAAAGCUCCUUUGCAUUUGUAUUUAAACCUUAAAGAAUAAAGUCAGGGUAAGUCAGACCACUAAUGCACAGGAGUGACUUUUAGGAAACUAAAGAAAACCCCAUACAUUAGAGAAUCGCACAAACACUGACACGGUUAAAAGACAUUUUUGCAGGGAGUUUUUUUUUUUUUUCCUGGGAUUACGUGGACCGACUUGAACCGUCCCUCUUUCUCUGCCCUCACCAGGUUUUGAUGAAUAACCCCUUGUUUGCUGGAAACCCACAGUUGCAGGAACAGUUCAGAGCUCAGUUACCCAUCUUUCUGCAGCAGGUACCAUCAUACUUGAGUUUCAUGAAUCCAUCUUGGUUUCUCAGGUUGUGUAUUUUUCAAACGACACACAAGAACGAGAAAAACAAGAAGGUUACUGAUUGGCCCGUAGGGGGCAAUAUACUCCAAUAGACCUUGACCCUGGUGUUGUGAAACUGAACACUCCUCUGUAUCUGCACAUGCUGAACACUGAUCUGAGAGGACAGGAUCUUUUGCAGUCAUUUCAGGUUUUUGAACUGGCUGUAGUGUUAGAAAAAGGAUCAGUAUCAUGUUAUAAAUUGUAAACUUUGUGAGUUACCUCUUUUUUAAUGUCUAAGGUCAUCAAAAUUUAUAUCCACUAAUUGUCAAAACAAGUUCUAGUAGAAUGAAAAAUGAUCCUGUUAGAACAACAAACCACACGAGCCAUAAUGAGAUAUUGCUUUUUUUUAAUGAGGUUUGGCAAUAAAACAUUUUUGUAAUCUGUUUCAGUAAAAGUGCAAAAUGAGAUGAUAUUUGUUUUUUUUUGUUUUUUUAUUAAUUGAUUGAUCUUAUUGGAUUUAGAUGCAGAACCCAGAAGCCCUGUCAGUGAUGACUAAUCCCCGGGCCAUGCAGGCCCUAAUGCAGAUUCAACAGGGUCUACAGACGUUGCAGACAGAAGCACCGGGCCUCAUGCCCAGGUUUGCCCCCACAAAUUGACAUACACAUGUUGGAGAUGGAGAAGGAUUCCUUUCUGAUUACGCUUUUGUCUUUUUUUUUUGAUCCAGUUUGAUGUCAGGUGGAGUUCCUGGCAUGCCAGCUGGUGGAGUUCCUGGCAUGCCGACUGGUGGAGUUCCUGGCAUGCCCACAGGAGGGGGUCUACCCACAGAGAACCCAGCUUCCUCCCCCAGCAGUGCAGGAACAAACACUGCCCAGCAGCAGCUGAUGCAACAGAUGCUCCAGAUGUUUGCCGGAGGAGCUGGCGGAGGAAGUGCAACGGUACCAUAUAUACACAUAAUCUGAUAUGACAUGCACCACACCUUGUAUGAAUGUUUCUUCAGAAUCAGACUUCACAUGUAAAGCUCUGUGUGCCACACAGUGCUGUAUGUCAAUAUAAAUACUCAGUGAAAACUCAAAACAGAACAGAAAAACUACAAAAAUAGACGUCAUGAACGGGAAAAACUACAAAAAUAGACGUCAUGAACGGGAUAAUAAAAAGACAAUAAGACAAUUAUCACAAAAAUAAAUGAAUUUAUCAAAGACAAGAUGAUGCUUUGAUUUGUGGCUAAAUCAAACGUCAUGUUUAGUUUCUUUUAACCCUCUGAUGUAGAUUAAUAGAGAUUGCUGUGAGUUUUUGCGUUCAUUGACCGAUGACCAAAACUGGAUUUUUGUUCUGGUCGAGCUGUAAAACAGUUCUGCUCUCCAUGACUUCAUGUCUAGAAAAUGAUUGCAAAGGGCAUAAUUUUACUAGAGGACACGUCAGUGCAGUGCAGGGUGUCAUCUGCAUAGUUGUUGAUACCAUGCACCUCAUGGUGACAUCUCCAAGAGAUACUGUAGAAAGAUUAAAAAGUUGAGGACCCUAGAAAAGAACCGUGGAGAACACAAUAGUUUAUUCGGUAACAACCUUGAUGAGCAUUAACCCAACUUCACAUAAAAUUCUCUCAGUUAAUAUUCAAAACGGUGAAGUAAAAAGCUUCACAAGAGCAGAAGCUUUUGACUCAUGCAGUCUUUUUGCUGUGCUUUGUACAAAACAGCUUGUUUGAUUUCAUCAAUUAUGAAAGAUUUCAUCAAACAAUUCAACUUAUUAAAAAAGAAUUAAGCUCUUAUUAUCCUCCCUACUUCUAGACCCAGACCCCUGAGGUGAGGUUCCAGUCCCAGCUGGACCAGCUGAGCGCCAUGGGCUUCAUUAACCGUGAGGCCAACCUGCAGGCCCUCAUCGCUACUGGAGGAGACAUCAACGCCGCCAUCGAGAGACUGCUGGGCUCACAGCCCUCUUAAAGACAUACAGUACAUCUGACACACAGGCACGUGCAUACAUAACCUGACUCAUCAACACACCCAGCAUCUCCAGAGAUCCAAGAGAAAUUAAAGUGUAUCGUCCCAAACUUUUCAGAAGAAACUUGGGCAGAAACUCAUUCAACAUCGGUUUUCAGAUCAUUCCCCAGCCCCCAAACUUUGCUUGAUUUUCGUCAUCCAACCAGAUCUCUGUCUCAGAGUGCUCCUGCAGAGCCGGACUGAACCACUCUCAACUCCAGGGGUUUUCUGGUGCAGAGAAAAGAAGCAAAACCCCUCAUGUUAAAGGAUUCCCAACCAUUCUUCAUUUGUUGUUUCUUUUUUUUUUCAUUAAACUGGAGUCUAGUGUUGCAGACAGACAUUUACAUAAUACAGAUUUAAUCCAAGCAAUGUGAUUGGUUGUCGGCUCUGUUCCUUAUGACAGUUUGUUAGCAUUGAACCAGCAGUUCAAUACGUAAGAGUAUCUUGAUAAGCAGACAGUAGACAGUGCUGUUUAAGAGUUGGAGGCUAUCUGUCCAUACAGAUGUUCAUCCUCAUUAUUCCUUUUUUCACCAUUUUUGACACUUGACAGGAUUAGCAGGUUUUGCCCAAUAACUUUCACUAUUUAUUGCAAGUGCUUGAGAAAACGACUCCCUCAACUUUACCCUGAACUUAUAAUUUGUCAUUCCAAACAAAAGUGCCCACUCACAGGUGCACAGUGUCUUUUCCUCCUGAGGCACCACUGCUGUGCCUUGUGUCCUUUCCUGCCCUAACAGAGCAUUGUUGGAGAAAUUACAGCCCCCACGCACUCAGUUCAUUAGAGACAAUGAUGAAUUGUUCACAGCAUCAUCCUGAACUGUAAACAUAGUCAAAUAUCACAUCCUAGCAGCUCUGAAACAAAGGAUGAUGUUGAAAUGAACAUGAAUGAAACAAGCUUUCCUUUCAUUUUAAUCUGAUUCUCUUUUAUUCUGUUAUUCUUGUUUUGAGGUGCAGUUAGUACCUAGAGAUCAUUUUGAUUUGUCUCGCAUAAAAUAAACGUGGAAAUCAAUUAAGUAAAGAAGUGAAUAAAUACUGGAAAGGCUUUACGACCGAUUGUGGUGUGUUGGCACCAUACGUUUCUAAAAUCAAGUUAUAGGUUGUCUUAUUAUUUUUUUCUUUUGGAAAUCUCAACAUUGUAGUUGUGGUAACCUUGGCAACUGCUUCUAUAGCUUUGCUUUGUCUGUUGACCUCAGCUGAAAGAAAAUUCCAUCACCCGAUUGAACAUGUUGGAACUAACUUUUAACAGUACUGUACUAAAAAAAUAAAACAUGGUCAAAAACUGUUGAUGCUCUGUGUCGGUUAAUUGUAGUGUUUUCACGAUGCUGAUGGGACACUGCAAAAUUACCUCUCUGACUUUAAACUUAUCCAGAUAUCUGAACCUCGGACUAAACAAACUUGGACUGUUUCUGCUUUGAUUGAUUGUACAUUGAGGAGUUUUAAAGAUCCAAGCCUAUAUCCUCUUCUUUAACGACAAGUCUGUGAGGUGACCAAACAGAGCACCUGAAACACGUUUCUGACAUUAUUUUGAAAUACCACCCCCUGGUGUUAAGGAUCUGUAAUGUUACCUACAUUUGGCGUGGGUGUAUAGGUUUAAUACAUUCUGCAUUUUUAGCUUUUGUAUCAUCAGAACUCGACCAAUAAAUAAGUCUAUGUCAGUAAUCAGGCCCAUUGAUUGCAUUUUGAAAUAAUCAGCAGCAGUUCAGGCUGAUCCAAAGUAAAUUAACUAAUUAUACUAACAAUUAUGAUGACUACAGAUGGCUGGACAGAAAUCCAGAGGUCCAUUGUUGUACUGCCAUACUGUGCAAAUACCAAAUAUUUGUUUGUACUAAAAGGGUUGAUGUAAUUGUUAUUUCAGGAUGUAAAUAAAAGUAAAUGAAGUGUCAGACAAAAAAAUAAAAAACGUCAAAAAUUA